Sycon ciliatum is the source of this 7870-nucleotide messenger RNA. RefSeq lists its product as uncharacterized. The record is from RefSeq and is a predicted model, not a curated record. The transcript is spliced from 20 exons. The coding region runs from base 295 to 6849 and encodes 2184 amino acids. Lineage: Eukaryota; Metazoa; Porifera; Calcarea; Leucosolenida; Sycettidae.
ACUUGUUCUCGUUCCUCUGGUCAAAACAUCCUGCUCCGGCUUGGGACUGAGUCGAGUAGGUCUCCCACCAGCACCUUUGCUGGAUUUUCAAGCUACCGAGGGCAAUCUCUUCCUGCCAUCCCUCAUUUUCUGCCGUUGCAUUUGGCCGCUCAUGCUAGGAAUAGGAGAGAGCGUACCUCCUGGAAGACUGCUUCCCACUUUGUCACCUGUUCCGAUAAUUAUUGCUUCGCUUCUGCCACGGAGGUAGGUGUUUGCAAGCUUCGGAUCGGAUUGGCUAACACCCUAGCAACGACAAUGGCCCAGAAUGAAAGGGGCCAUCAGCUGGUACAGCAUAUUGUACAGUUGGCAUUGAUAAUCUGCAUACAGAUGUUAUCAGAUGUGCACGCGGACGAAGCUCAACCAAGCCAAGAAUUCUCGUUUGAAGUGCUUGUCAACAAAAAUAUCAGCUCGAUGGCGAUUCGCUAUCGCCUUGGCAGUCAAACUUGCAACAAUAAUAACGCUCUGCGGUUCCCGAAAUGGAAUUGUACUGUGAGUGCGCCUAGUGGGUAUUAUCAACUCAACCAAACGGUGCACGUUGUACCCAGCUUUACGCAUUAUUGCAAGAUACGGUUACGCAAAGAGGACGCCAAGGCAAUCUGGAAGAAAGCAUUGUGUGUGAGCAACACUACCUGCCUGCUGACGUGCACAAACCAUGCCUGUUCCUCUGGGGACUGUGAUUCGACCAACACCAGUAUGUGGAAAAGUGUCAGCAUCAACAAUCUCACGCCGCACAAAUUCACCAACGACGAUACAGCGAAAGUGCAAUGCCAGCCAGAAUGCAGCUCACCGGAAUACUGUGUGGUGAACAAGACCGGCGGCGUAGCACCAUGGUCAUCAUUCUGUGCCAAGCCAUACGUUGCUGGCUAUCAUCAUGAGCCUGUACCAGGAGAGUUCAUUCACACUGUUCGGCUGGAGAAAGCCAAAGAAUCGAAUAGCAGUGCUCUGGUUAUUAAGCUGCGCAAACUGCACUCAGACUUCAACCAGGCCUAUGCUAUCAAAACAGAUAUCUCCGGAUGCAUCCUGGUGAAUAGCGACCAUAAACGUCUGACAUUUAAGCGAAACGCUAAAACCAAGAAGUUAGCAAUACCGUUGACUGCCGUGGAGUCGCGGAUGGUGAUCGAUCACAUGCAGAACUGCUCGAACACCACUAUGGCUUGCUACCUACGGUGUCCGAGUUCAUUGUUCGAAGAUGAUGACAAUGACGACAAACACCAAGUGUCCAUCAAAGCAUUUGUAGUCCGACCGAUUUGGCUGCAGCCCGCCACGCAACCCAUAGGAUCCAUCGAAAGGGCAGACAGAUUUGACGCUCCAGAACUUAAAGAUAUUCUUGUGAAGCCUCAGCCAUGGGAUUUUACACAGAGGAUGGAGGGCGGUGCCGGCAAAUCAGGAGCUGCCUUCCUGGAUGCUCGAAGUUUACUGAAAUUCAACAGCUCGUUCAAUGCAACGCUUUGCUCUGUCAGCGAUGUGUCACGUUACGUGUUCUCCCAUACGCUCAUUAUGAAUCGCAUUGAUUGGUACCCAGUCAAGUUGAACAGCACAUCUACGGCUUUUGCUGGCUACAGACUUCGCCUGAACUACAAUGACUCAGCUGUAAUAGGUAGCUGGUUUCAGGCAAACGGACGGUGCUGGGGGACGAACCUGUGCGUUAUUGACUGUGAGUUUGGAAGCAACCUGCACACAGCUCCCCAUUCACAGGCGGCAUUUGCCACGGUGCUGAAGACACCACCGCAAUCAUCAAUUGCUCCGACUGAAGCUGUCGACGACUGCAGAUACAGGUCCAGCUUCUGCCAAUCAGAGAAAACUGUGUGCCUUGGUAAUGAAACAACUUUCUACACCUGCCAGUGUAAACCGGACACGAAGAAAAGUGCCACAGGAGAGUGCCUCGAUGUCACAUGUUCUGACCCUGGUGUACCUGCACAUGGCACAAGGUCUCCUUCAUUGACUACCACAUCGUUUCUGUACGGGAACAAUGUUAGCUAUCAAUGUACUGAGGGCUUUUCUUUGAAUGGUCCUGAAACUAUCCAGUGCAAUGGGACUGGUCACUGGUCUGCUCCCGUACCCACGUGCAACAGCGUCAAAUGCCUCGACCCUGGUAUACCUUUGAAGGGCGUAAGGUCUCUAUCAUCGGAAGAGAUAGUAGUAGGGAAAACCAAAUGGUUUCCGUACAACAGUACUAUCAAAUAUCAGUGUACUACUGGAUUUUCUUUGAAUGGCUCUGGAACUAUCCAGUGUAAUGGGACUGGUCACUGGUCUGCCCCCGUACCCACGUGCAACAGUGUCACAUGUUUUCACCCUGGUGUACCUUUGAAUGGCGCAACAUCUCCUUCAUUGACUACCACAUUGUUUCCGUACAACAGUGCUAUCAAAUAUCAGUGUACUACUGGCUUUUCUUUGAAUGGCUCUGGAACUAUCCAGUGUAAUGGGACUGGUCACUGGUCUGCCCCCGUACCCACGUGCAACAAUGUCACAUGUUCUAACCCUGGUGUACCUGCACAUGGCACAAGGUCUCCUUCAUUGACUACCACAUCGUUUCUGUACGGGAACAAUGUUAGCUAUCAAUGUACUACUGGCUUUUCUUUGAAUGGUCCUGAAACUAUCCAGUGCAAUGGGACUGGUCAUUGGUCUGCUCCCGUACCCACGUGCAGCAAUGUCACAUGUUCUGACCCUGGUGUACCUAUGAACGGUGCAAGGUCUCUAUCAUCGGAAGGGAUAAUGGUAGGGAAUACCACAUUGUUUCCGUACAACAGUACUAUCAAACAUCAGUGUGCUACUAGAUUUUCUUUGAAUGGCCCUGACACUAUCCAGUGCAAUGGGACUGGUCAUUGGUCUGCUCCCGUACCCACGUGCAACACCGACGAAUGUUAUGACCCUGGUGUACCUGCACAUAGUAUAAGAUCUCCAAACAUUACCAAAUCGUUCCUGUAUGGGAACAAUGUUACCUAUCAAUGUACUGAGGGCUUUUCUUUGAAUGGCACGGACACUAUCCAGUGUAAUGGGAAUAAUGCCUGGUCUGAUCCCAUACCCAACUGCAUCAGUGUCACAUGUUCUGACCCUGGUGUACCUAUGAAUGGCGCCAGGACUCUAUCUUCGGAAGGUAAAACGGAAGAGAGUACCACAUCGUUUCCGCACAAGAGUGCUAUCAAAUAUCAGUGUACUACUGGCUUUUCUUUGAAUGGCUCUGAAACUAUCCAGUGUAAUGGGACUGGUCACUGGUCUGCUCCCGUACCCACGUGCAACAGAAGCCCAUCAACGGAUCCACCAUCAACCCUGGUACCGGGUCCAGUACCGACCACCACCUCAAUGGGUGCACAACGAGCAGCGACAAUCCGUCCGAGACAAACAACCCCGGCAAGUACGGGACAGAAAGCCUCAACAGGUACCACCCCUGCACCAAGACCGGGGACAAGUGCGGGACAGAAAGCCCCAAUGGGUACUACCCCUGCACCCGGACCGGGGACAAGUGCCGGACAGAAAGCCCCAACAGGUACUACCCCUGCACCAAGACCGGGGACAACCUCUCCACGACCACCACGGACAGCAACCAAUGCAGCAAUUUCAAGGACGCCAACUGCAAGUCCAUCUGCACAAACGUCCAGUCACCGGGCACACGUCAGUAACAGUGCUACUACAUCUCAGAGCAUGCCAGGCCGCACUACAGCCACUAGUGACGGCAGUACAUCUUCAGCUGCUAGUGGCACACCAGCCACUAACAUAACUACUUCAUCUGCGGACGGGAACACGGAAGGUGGUCGUGCUACCACACAGUCGAACUUAUCUGUUAUCAUCGCCGUGGUAACCGUCAUUGUUGUCGCCAUUCUUGCUGUGCUGGGAUUCGUUUACCUACGCUCCAAGGGUGUCGUCAACGACCUCAAAAUGGGUAAUGCCACCAAGCGCCUGUCUACUGUGAGUUUGUUUGGACGGCGCGAAAGUUCGGACGCAGCUGAUGGUUUUCCUGACUCAGCUACCCCAGCACGCUCCACAAUGGCCGUGAAGCUGGGCUUUGGGCCAAAGCGAAACGGUUUAGCUGAACUCACCAUUCUGGAAGGCAAGCAGUCCUGCAGCCGGCAGAAAUCUGACUCCUGGAGUGACAUAGGGUUCGAUGGCAGCAUGUCCAACACGUGUGCAGUUGAUAAUGGCUACGCAUUGACUUUGGGCCAGAAGACGUCAACAGGAGAGUAUGUGAUGACUAGUGAGAUGGGCAUACAUCCUCCUGGUGCUGCUGGUGCUGCUGCUGGUCUUCGUGCCGAUGGACUUUACCUGCAUAUACCCAAUAGGAAAGAUGGCAGUAUGCCGCCCGAGCAGCGCAACAACGGGGAUUGGGCAGAUGACGGUAACCACGGUGAUGCUAUAUACUGGACAGCCGCUGGUUCAGGCAGACCUGCCAACAACUGCCAGCACACACCGCGCUCACCAGCUCAGUAUGGUGCUGACAAUGGCGACGGUGCUGACUUGAGCACGUGGGCAGCAGGCGGUGAGUACGACUCGGUGGAGAACGUGCUUAAUGAAGGUGCUGACGACGGCAUGUACAGUGGUAUAGCGGCUGGCGUGCAUCCUGGGAUGAACAGCUACAUGUCGAGGUCCCCGAGCCCUGGUUACAGUGCGCCGACGGGAAUGCCUAUCGCCAACGCCUCUAUGCCGAGUAGCAUGCCUGGCUUGGAUCAGACUGCCAACAGCUACACAAAAUCCCCAUCGAGCACUGGCUAUUGUGCACCUGCGGAAAUGCCGACCACCAAUGCCUCUACGCCAAGUCCUGCAACGCGUUCGUCUUGUCCGCCCGCAGAUGCUUCCGUAAGCCCCGGCUACGCUUUGAACAUGCCACAGCAGCAACAGUACGGACAUGAUCAGUACUCCGUACCCAACCAAGCUCACUCUCAACAACAUAUAGGCAGACAGACACAUGAAUUGGGCAAUGCUGAGCAACAUGCAUUGGGCAAUGCUGAACAACAUGCAUUGGGCAAUGCUGAACAACAACCUGAGUACUCAGUGCCACACAGGCAGCAGCAGCAGCAGCAGCAAUAUCACUAUCAUACAGGUUUAGAUGCUCCACACACAGCGCACGGUGCCAUAGUCGACACAAGGUAUUCUGGAGUUUGCGUGGCAGUCACCCAACCAGAUGGCACACAGCAUUUGGCAAGGUCCCAUUCCUUCGCCCCUGGUCCACACACAGAUGGCACACAGCAUUUGGCAAGGUCCCAUUCCUUCGCCCCUGGUCCACACACAGAUGGCACACAGCAUUUGGCAAGGUCCCAUUCCUUCGCCCCUGGUCCACACACAGAUGGCACAGAGCUUUUGGCAAGGUCACAUUCCUUCGCCCCUGAUUCACACACAGAUAGCACAGAGCAUUUGGCAAGGUCCCAUUCCUUCGCCACUGGUCCACACACAGAUGGCACACAGCAUUUGGCAAGGUCCCAUUCCUUCGCCCCUGGUCCACACACAGAUGGCACACAGCAUAUGGCACGGUCACGUUCCUUUGCAACUGAUGCCCAUAGGCGCUACAUCUCCUCUACCGGCGGCGGUAUUGUAGAGACUGAUGCUGCCACUUUGGAUGCCGCCAGCUGGGCAUCACAUGGCAACAUUGUCACCGAGAUGGAAGACAAGGAGUACGAAGCCCUCACACCCCAGCAGGUGGAAGUGUUUGCCGCGCGCAACACGUCCACGCGACGUGCAUCGGCCUCUCGUCAGUCGUCUGUCCAGCCGGUUGAGAUUGAAAUACAAGAAGUAGGUGACGAGUCGUAUGAAGCGCUCACACCCGAGCAAAUGGCCACGUCUUCCGUCCGUAAUACCUCCGUAAGGCGUGGAAAGGCUUCACGUCAGGCUUCAGCUACGACGGAAGUAACUCUGCAUGGAGACAGUACAGGGGCUUCUCGUCAAGCCACUGCUGAAGCAGCUGAAGUGACUCCGCUUCAAGACAAAGAGUAUGAAGCGUUGACACCGCAACAGAUGGCCGCAUUUUCUGCACAUUCUCCCUCUACAAAGCGUGGAAAGGCUUCACGCAUGUCUGCACGCCAGGUUUCAGUUAAACCAGCUGAAGCAGUUGAAGCAGCUGAAGUUACUAUGCUUGGAGACAAAGAGUAUGAAGCGUUGACUCCGCAACAGAUGGCCGCAUUUUCUGCACAUUCUCCCUCUACAAAGCGUGGAAAGGCUUCACGCAUGUCUGCACGCCAGGUUUCAGUUAAACCAGUUGAACCAGUUGAGGCAGCUGAAGUUACUAUGCUUGGAGACAAAGAGUAUGAAGCGUUGACUCCGCAACAGAUGGCCGCUUUUUCUGCACGCGCUUCCCCUGCAAAGCGUGGAAAGGCUUCACGCAUGUCUGCACACCAGGUUUCAGUUAAACCAGCUGAAGCAGUUGAGGCAGCUGAAGUUACUAUGCUUGGAGACAAAGAGUAUGAAGCGUUGACUCCGCAACAGAUGGCCGCAUUUUCUGCACAUUCUCCCUCUACAAAGCGUGGAAAGGCUUCACGCAUGUCUGCACGCCAGGUUUCAGUUAAACCAGUUGAACCAGUUGAGGCAGCUGAAGUUACUAUGCUUGGAGACAAAGAGUAUGAAGCGUUGACUCCGCAACAGAUGGCCGCUUUUUCUGCACGCGCUUCCCCUGCAAAGCGUGGAAAGGCUUCACGCAUGUCUGCACACCAGGUUUCAGUUAAACCAGCUGAAGCAGUUGAGGCAGCUGAAGUUACUAUGCUUGGAGACAAAGAGUAUGAAGCGUUGACUCCGCAACAGAUGGCUGCAUUUUCUGCACGUGCUACCUCUACUAAGCAUGUAGCAGCCAAGCGUCAUACCGCACGCCGGGCCUCUUCCCGUCAGUAUUAGUAAAGGAUAGCAUACACGUCACCGACUGUUGGAUACUGCAGUGCGGAUACCAGCAAGCAGCUUGUAAUUGGUCCUGUGGAAUCAUGCUGCUUGGAUAGCAUUUCCAUUCUUCCCUAUGGGUAGCUGUUACCGCACCGCAGGCCAACGACGUUACUGCAUUGGCCCGACUAUCUACAAUAACAGUCACGCAGCUACAGGUUUCCUCUCUGUCAGUGAUGCGCGGUAUGUGUGUCAGCCGCAGUUUGUCAUUAGCCUGCACACUAGUCAUCUCAACCUGGUGCUCUAGAGCAUAGGCUGUGCAGGCUCAGUACCGUGACACGAGGCGGAUGGUGUGUGCUCGUGUGCGCGCCUCCGCUCGUCUAGAGCAUGGCUGCAUGCAUGCAGCAUCAACUGCAAUGCUGUUGAGUGCUCUGUCAUGACGCGGUGAAUGUAUUCAUGCCUCCUCCCAUAUCCAGAUGCAUAUUUUUUGCUUUCUUGUUGCUUGCAAGAUGCAAUGUGAGCUGUCCAUGUUAUAUCGACAGAGUUAUUAUACACCUUGAGCAAACAAAUAUGUCACUGCAUUAUUGUACAAGUAAGUACAUGUACUUCUGACUCAAGUUCAGAGUCUGACCACCAGAGAUUUAUGUUCACGACCUUUUUUCCUGCUUUGUGCAUGUGCGUGUGUGUGUGUGUGUGUGUGUGUGUGUGUGUGUGUGUGUGUGUGUGUGUGUGCGGUGUGUGUGUGUGAGAGAGUUCGUUCAUUCAAAGUGGAAUUCAUCAGGUUAUUUUCUUCUCUCAGCGACCUUGAUCUGCUCUUCUGAUAAUGAUAACUAAUGGUAGUUGCCCGUCGUUGCAUCUGGGAUUUUAUCAUUAUUUUAUAGUCAUUUCCGAAUGCCGUACAACAAUGGGCCAGAUUAGAUUUCUUUCAAUGAACAAUUGAACACAAACAUAUACUUGCAUAUACUUCAAGUAGUUAUUUAUUUACUUGUAUACUAUUAUAUUCAUGUCUAGGAUUAGCAUCACUAUCGUGCCAAGUCACAGU